AUGAGUGAUUAAGAAAGUGAUGAUGAUUAAAGUAAUAGAUAAUUGGGUAGACUAAGAGAUAAACAAAAGAGAAAGUACAUGAUGUUAGAUGCAUUAGUAGAUACAACUAAAUGGAAGAAGAAAACUAUGUCUAAGAGCAAAAUGUAAUUACAAAUGAAAGGAGAUCAGCCAGAGCAAUCAAAAAGAAUUAUGCAGCCACUAUGAGCGAUGAGGAAGAGCCCAUAAAUUAACCAGUAGAAGAAACAGAAGUGAAGCGCAUCUUCGUUCCAGAGAUUGAUCAAAUUUUAUGGAGAAAGAUAGACCAAAACACAGCCUAAAUCUAAUUCCUAGUUAAAUACAAGAAUAGAAGUUAUUUACAUACAGAAUGGCUUAAUGAAGAUAGAGUAUAUUCAAUUUAUUCUAUAACAUCAGAUCCUUGAUGAAAAAAAUGGCAAGCAGAAAAUAAAUAGAUUUAACAAAGUCUUUUAGAAACGUAUCCAAGAAGAAAUAGAUGAUUUUAUAGAUGAUUAAUAUUUUGAUCCAGCCUUUUAAGAGGUAGAUCGAGUAUUAUCGUGUACAGAAAUCUUUCCUAUUGUUCAUCCUAAAAAAGGUUCAGAAAUGAAAGGAAAGUGGGCAGAAUCACUUACUAAAGUAAUGUCUCACUUAUUAAAUUUCACCAGAGAUUAAAUUCAUUAUGGUAUUUACUUCUUGGAAUCAAAAACAAUCCUUGAUUUUGGAACCAUUAAUAAUCGACUUUAUUUAGGUUAUUAUAAAAAUUAUAAUGAUUUUUGGUAUGAAUUAGGCUCUGUCUAUAAUACAGCAGCAGAAGAAUGGCAAGAUGGUACAGAAAUGAAUAGAAUCACUAAUACUCUUAUAGAAUGUGCUAUUGUAUUAUAUAAUUAUUGGUAUAAUGAAGCCAAAUAAAAUUAUUAAUCCAAAUUACAAUAAUAAAGAUAUAUUAAUGAAAAAGCAUUCAAAGAAAAAAUCAAUGAUGAUCAUAGAAAAGAUAUUAUGCCUGAAUUGAAAAAAGAAAAAAUUAAUGAAUUAGUUUCCAAAGUCUUAAAUAUCAUAGAUGAUAAAUAGUAUAAUCUAUAAGAACAUUUUAAAGAGAUUGAAAUUAUAUUAGAUUAAGAACUCAAUAUUAAAUUGUAAAUUUCAAAUGAUUAGGAAUUUGAUCUUGAAGAUUAUUUAAAAUAAUCUCUUUAAGAUUAAGAUAUUGAUGUUGCUAAAGAGAUGCAAUUAGAAAUGCAAGAUUUUCAAUCAUAAAUGGAUACUGUUGAUCCUGAUAUAGAAUCAUGGAACCCAGGUGAAAAAUCCUUUGAUUGGCUUAAUGAUUCACCAUAAGAAAUAAAAAUACUAACAAAAUAAGAGAUCGAAAAUCUAUCACAGGAACCUGAUAAACUUUAUUUUGUCAAAUGGAAACAUUUAUCAUAUUUAGAAGCAACAUGGGAACCUGAAUCUCUUAUAGAUUGUAGACAAAAGAUUUAAGAAUUUAAAUAAUUUAAUAGAAGUCUAGAUAAAGAAACAAGAAAUUUAAUGAUGCAAUAAAAUUAAAAUCAUAAAAUUUUAGUAGAAUAUGAACAAGGUAUUAGAAAAAAGAAAUUGUCCAAUAUGUAAAUUUAAGAUAUCAAAUCAUAAUUGUAUUUCCUUAAUUAACAAAAACCUCCACAUGAAUAUACUUAACUUACAUAAACAAUUUAUAAAGAUAAAAGAUUGUUAAGGGAUUAUCAACUUGAUAGUUUAAAUUGGUUAAUAAGAGCAUGGUAUGAAGAUAGGAAUGUAAUAUUGGCUGAUGAAAUGGGACUUGGUAAAACAAUACAAACAAUUGCAUUUUUAAAUCAUUUAUAUAAUUUUGAAAAUUAUAGAGGUCCAUUUUUAAUUAUUGCACCUUUGUCUACUUUAUAACAUUGGAAACGAACUGUUGAAGAAUGGACUAAUCUAAAUGCUGUAUUGUAUUAUGAUUAAGAAAGUAAUGCUGGUAGAUCACUAUGUAGAUAAUAUGAAUUUUUUUACACAGAUAUUAGUAUGAAAGGUAUUCUCUUAACAGCUUCAGAAAUAUUUAAAUUUUAAAUACUUAUAACUAGUUAUGAAGUAUUUAUGUAAGAUUUUCAGAAUAUAUUUAUCAAUGUUCCAUUUUAAUAUAUUGUAGUAGAUGAAGCUCAUAAACUCAAGAAUUCUAAUGCAAGAAUAUUAUAAUCACUUAAAAGACUCUCUUGUUAACGUACAUUACUUUUGACUGGAACUCCUAUCUAAAAUAAUACUGAAGAAUUAUUUAGUUUACUUAAUUUCAUAGAGCCUAAUCAAUUUUGUAAUCUUACAAAUUUCAAACGAGAUUAUGGAUAAUUAGAAACAUCAGAUUAAGUUGAUAGAUUAAAUGUUUUAUUGAAACCUUAUAUUUUAAGAAGAUAAAAAGAAGAUGUAGAAUAAAUGAUACCUCCACUUUAAGAGACUAUAAUAGAUAUUGAGAUGACAACAAUAUAGAAACAUAUUUAUAAAGCUUUAUAUGAUAGAAAUAAAUCAAUGUUAGAAUAGGGAUUCUCUUAAUGGGCUGCAAAUGCUGCAUCUCUAAAUAAUCUUGAAAUACAAUUAAGAAAGUGUUGCAAUCAUCCAUUUUUAAUUUAAGAGAUGUAAAAUGAGUUAUCAAAAGGAUGUUAAACUUAAAUUGAUUAUAUUAAUAAAUUAGUUGAAAGUUCUGGUAAAAUGAUUCUAUUAGAUAAAUUACUUAAUAAAUUUAGAGGUGAAGGUAAGAAGAUGCUUAUUUUCUCAUAAUUUACAAUGAUGUUAUAAUUAUUAGAAGAAUAUUUAAAAUUUAAAUAAGUUAAAUAUGAAAAAAUAGAUGGAUAAAUAAAAGCUAGAGAAAGAUCAAAUGCAAUAGACAGAUUUAAUGAUCCAUCUAAGAAAAGAGAAGUAUUUUUAUUAUCCACAAAGGCAGGAGGAUAAGGUAUAAAUUUAACUGCUGCAGAAAUAGUAGUUAUUUAUGAUUCUGAUUGGAAUCCAUAAAAUGAUGUUCAAGCAACUGCAAGAGCUCAUAGGAUUGGUUAAUCAAAAGAAGUUACAGUAUAUAGAUUGAUUACAAAAGAUACAUAUGAAUCAGAAAUGUUUGAAAGAGCAAUAAAGAAAUUAGGAUUAGAUUAAGCAAUAUUUAUGAAUGGAUAAUUUAAAUCAUGUGAAAAUUCAUAUAAAAGUAAUAAGAAUGAAAAAAAGAUGAGUAAAUAAGAUAUGGAAGUUUUAUUGAAAAAUGGAAUAAUAGGAUUAAUAAGUAAUAAUUAAAAUGGUGAUACAUUUUAAGAAAAAAAUAUAGAUGAAAUAUUAGAAAAGAAUUCUAGAACAGCAAAAUAUUCACUUAUUAAUAGUACUUAUACAGUAUCUAAAUAAUCAUUUGUUUCAGAGAAGACAGAUAAAUCUAUAAAUAUUUAAGAUCCUAAUUUUUGGAAAAUAAUUUUAAAAAGUUCAGAAAGUAGAUGUUAAAAAUUAAGUAAAAUGUUUGAUUUACAUAUGUCUUUAUAAGAAUAAAAGAAAUAUUUAGAAGAAGUUGGUGAUUGUGUUAAUUAAUUAAUAGAAUCAAAAUUAAGUUAAUCUAAUUAUAGUACUGAUGAUGAAUAAAUAUUAACUGAUUUGUUAAAUAAAAUAAAUUCAUCUAAUUAUGCUAAAAAUUAUAGAGAAUUAGCUAUGAAUUGGAUAUAUGAAUUAAGUAAACCAUCAAGAAGAAUUAAAAAAAUAACUGAUUUAGAUUUAGGUAGAAAAUAAUAAAGAAAUGUUGAAAUAUAAGGAGAAGAUGCUAGAAGAUUAGCAUCAAAGAGUAAAGAAGAAUUAAUUAAAAAGUUAUGUUAUGUUUGUGAAAGAUCUAAUUGUUCUGUUUUUUGUAUGGGUCAUUGUAGAAGAGCAUUUCAUGAAGCAUGUAAAUAAUUAUUAGAGACAACAGAUUAUAUUAAUAUUGAAGGACCUGAUUAAGAUUUUCUUAAUAAUAAUGCAUUCCCUGAAUUUAAUUGGAGUGAUGAAUAAUUAAAGGAAAAGAUUAAUAUUAGAUAUUCUUGUCCAGAUUGUAGAAAUAAUUUAGUUGUUUGUUUACUUUGUAAAUAGAAAGGUACUUAUCCUCCAGAAAAGAAAUCAAAAGAAGAUAUUAUUGUAUAAAUGGAUGAAUUUGAUCCCUCUGAUGAUAAUAUAAAGAAAAAUAAAAAUAAAUCACUAAUAUCUAAAUGUUCAACUGCUAAUUGUAAUCGAUAUUUUCAUUUAUCUUGUAUAUAAGCAAAUCCUUUAUCAAAAUCACUUGAUACUAAUGCUGAUUUAUUUAGAUGUCCAUCUCAUAUUUGUGUAUUUUGUAAAAUCAAUUCUUCUAAUAUGACUACUGCAUUAAUUCAUUGUGUUAGAUGUUGUAGAUCAUUUCAUAGUAAAUGUGCUCCUCCUGAUAUCAAAAUCAAAACUUAAAAAAUUGGUAAAAAAGUUAUGAUUUGUGAUCUAUGUGUUAAACCUAAAGAAGAAAAGAAUGAACCAAGCAUGAUUGUUAAAAUACCUAUAUUAGGAUAUUAAAAGAAAUUAAAAAAUUCAAAAACAGAAUUUAAUACAAUUGGAACUACAGCCAGAACACGAAAAAUAUAAGAAAAAAAAUAUGAAAAUUAAGAUUCAGACAAAAGAAGAAUUGAUUCUAGUAGAAGUAUGAGUUAAGAAAAAAUAUCAAAGAAAGUUUAAAGAGAAAAACGUAAUAAAGAUAUUCAUCCAUAUUCUUAUGAAGAAUUAGGUAUUAUACCAGUUAAAUAUUUUGAUUAUUCAAAAUAUACUAAUGUAAUUUUUUAUAUUUAAUUUAUAGGAUUGGUGCAGAUAUUGUGGUGCAAGAUUUGCAUCUAAUUUUACAAAAGGACCUUGGGGUUCCAGAACUCUCUGUACAAUUCAUUAUAUCAAUUGGGGUUAAAAGAAACAAUUAGAUUUAUCUGAUUAUAUAGAAUUACCAAAGAAUCCAAUUAAUAGAGAUGAUUAAACUGAACUUUAAUUUCUUUAAAGGUUAUAUUGAUAUUUAAUUAUUUAGAUAAAAGGCUAAAGAUCCUAAUUUUGAUCCUAGAAAAGAACUUAACAUUUAAAAUGAUGAAUAAUAUUAGAUAUUCAGCAAUUACUGAAUUUAAUGA
Messenger RNA from Paramecium primaurelia, 5096 nucleotides. The record is from the annotation of a GenBank genome assembly. Lineage: Eukaryota; Ciliophora; Oligohymenophorea; Peniculida; Parameciidae.